CCAGAACUUGAGCAGAAUUGAGUCUCGCGGACAUAGCAGUCAGAUACAAAUGCGAUCGAGCAAUUCGGCAUCGCGGUCACGGGAUAGACAAGCCCUAUCCGUCUACAGGAUGAAUCGCAAGAUUUCGCAGCCUGCUCCAAUCAGCAGCCGCAUACCUGACGAGUCGUUCAAGCGCCGAUUUAUUUCAGACCCCCCUCCCUCGAUCAACACUGAUCGACAGUUCCCCUCCCACUAGCAUCGGAGUCUACUCGUCGUACGAUGCUCUUAUUCCUGUUCUUAGGCUAAUCGGGUAAAUUGUUCCAGCAUACAUGAGUACUUAAGUUCCAAAAAACAGUAUGCCUUUCUGCCAGACACGCCUUCGAGAUACGGUGCAUCCCACGGAAUGUACAUCCUCGUAGCCCUGCUUGUGGUCGGCCACUGCCUGGCCGACUACUUCCACCCCAACACCACGGGCCUCCGGCUGAAACACGGCUUCGAGACGCUGCUCAUCCAGCCGUACGGCUACGAUGGCUUCCGCGUGCGUGCCUGGCCAUUUCGGCCUCCGACCGGCCAGGAAAUCAGCUUCCUAUACGACCCUCCGCUCGAAGGCUUCGAGAACGGCACCGCGCAUGGCAUGAGCUACGACAUGACCUCCACAGGCGAGACGCCGCAGACGCUGCGCAACGGGAAUCUGAUUGUGCGCACGACCGGCUGGGGAGGCAAUGCCGGCGGCUACCGACUCGCGUUCUCGCGCGUCAACGCCGACGGCAGCGAGACGUUGCUCACGAACGAGUACGCGCCGCUGAAGUCGCUGAACCCGCGCACCUACACAUGGCCGGGCCCGGGCGCCGAGUUUCGCGCCGAGUUCAGCUUCAGCGCCACGCCGGACGAGCAAAUCUACGGCACCGGCACACAGCAGGACCACCGCAUCAACAAGAAGGGCUCGGUCAUCGACCUGAUCAACUUCAACACCUACAUCCCCACCCCCGUGUUCGUCAGCAACAAGGGCUACGGCUUUGUGUGGAACAUGCCCGCCGAGGGCCGCAUGGAGUUCGGCACCCUCCGCACCAAGUUCGUCGCCGAGUCCACCACCCUCGUCGACUAUGUGAUCGUCGCCGCCGACGCUGCCUCUCCCACCAAAUACGAUACCCUCCAGCGGCGUCUCUCCGCCCUCACUGGCCGCGCCCCGACACCCCCCGCCUUCAGUCUGGGCUACAUCCAGUCCAAGCUGCGCUAUGAGAACCAGAGCGAAGUCGAGCUCCUGGCGCACAACUUCGCCGCGCGCAACAUCCCCGUCUCGCUCUUCGUCAUCGACUACCAAUCCUGGGCGCACCAGGGCGACUGGGCGCUGGACCCGCGGCUGUGGCCGAACGUCAGCCACAUGUCGGCGGUCGUCCGCAACACCACCGGUGCGGCGCUGAUGGCCUCACUCUGGCCGAGCGUGGCGGACGACUCAGUCAACUACGCCGCCCUCCAAGCCCAAGGCCUACUGUCAGCCACGCGCUCGGGCCCCGGGACAACAGACAGCUGGAACGGGAGCUACAUCCGCAACUACGACGCAACCAACCCCGAAGCCCGCGCCUUCCUGUGGCAAAUGCUGCACAAGAACUACUACACGCAGGGGAUCGAGAACUUCUGGAUCGACCAAGCAGACGGCGGGGCGCUGGGCGAAGCGUACGAGAACAACGGACAGAGCACAUACAUCCAAUCCAUCCCGUACGCCCUACCCAACGUACUCUACGCGGCAGGCACCCAGCGCAGCGUAGGCAAGCUAUACCCAUGGGCGCACCAGCAAGCGAUCGACGAGGGGUACCGCAACGCAACCAGCACAACGUCUCACGAUGCCUGCCCGCAUCUCUCGCUCAGCCGCAGCGGAUACAUCGGGUCGCAGCGAUUCUGCAGCGUGAUUUGGUCGGGCGACACGACGUCGGUAUGGAAGACGCUGGGGGCGCAGAUCGCGUCGGGGCUGUCGGCGGCGGCGACAGGCUGGGGGUGGUGGACGGUGGACGCGGGGGGGUUCCAGGCGGACCCGACCGUCUGGUGGAGCGGGAACAUCGACACGGCGGAGUUCCGCGAGCUGUACGUGCGAUGGUUUGCGUGGGCGACCUUCCUGCCCUUCAUGCGCACGCACGGCAGUCGCACAUGCACCUCGCAAUCCGCCUACACCUGCGCCAACGAGCCCUGGUCCUACGGUGACCACAACACCCCCGUCCUCGUCGGCUAUAUCCGUCUGCGCUACCAGUUGGCCAAGUACCUGACCCGCGUGUUUGAGCGCUUCAGCGCCGAGGGCCGCAGUAUCAUGCGUCCGCUGUACAUGGACUUCGAGCACUCGGACCGCAAUGUCAGUGCCUUGGUCGCCGGGAACGCGAACUUCACCACCCAGGCGUAUAUGUUUGGUCCGCGGCUUCUGGUCAGUCCCGUUACCAGGCCGAAUGUCUCCGAGUGGCAGGUGUAUUUGCCUCAUGCCGCGGAGAAGGGCCGCUGGACGUAUUGGUGGUCCAACCAGACGUUUGCUGGUGGCGAGGUCGUCACUGUCAAGGCGCCUACGGAGCAUAUCCCUUUGUUCUUUUUGGGGAGCAGGGAGGAGAUUCUCAGUGGGGAGGUCUUUUAGACGUGCCGGAUGCGAGGCACUGCGCUUUGGAUUUGGUUUGGUGAAAUGUGUACUGUAGAUCUGGCGAGGGGGGAGUCUGCUCCAUGGGCUGGGUCGGAUCAUGGUGCAGGGAGUACUGUUGCUGAGGGUAGAGUGUUCAGGGGGUUCUGUGUAUGCCAGUCGUGUCAAGUGACAAACUCGUGUAGAAU
Molecule: messenger RNA, 2778 nt
Organism: Aspergillus homomorphus CBS 101889
Lineage: Eukaryota; Fungi; Ascomycota; Eurotiomycetes; Eurotiales; Aspergillaceae
Exons: 1
Coding region: 383-2590 (735 amino acids)
Biological process (GO): carbohydrate metabolic process
Molecular function (GO): hydrolase activity, hydrolyzing O-glycosyl compounds; carbohydrate binding
Source: RefSeq, a predicted model, not a curated record